GCUGAAGCUGACCGGAGCAUCACGGACUCUCUCUCCCGUAUUUCGGGGGGUAAAUCUGGGGGCCACUUUGCUCCACACCCCGCCCUUCUGUGGCUGAUGGAAACAGACAUCCGUAGAAAUGUGCGCGAAUAUGUUCGGCGUUUUGAAAAGCCUGUUUGGGAAGCCCUUUGAUGGAGGGAAGAGGAUGGACCAUGGCGCCCAGCAACAUCAGCAGCAUCACCCCAUGGAGCAGCAGCAGCAGUCGUACCACCAGCAGCACCCGGCCAUGAUGCGGCUGUACGAGGUCCAGAAGGAGGUUAGGUCCCUGGGGUCGGCGGUCUGCACCUUCAGCGGCCUGCAGCACGACCGCGACUACAAGCGAGUCGAGCGCGAGCUGACGCGCCUGCUGCUGGAGGUGGACAAGGUCGACACGGAGGGCAAACCAGAGCUGCAGGGCGCGGAGAAAAGAGCCGCACAGGAAGUGGAAGGCCUUCUGCGAUACCUGGAGGAGAACGCCACGCACCCGUCCCGCAUCGCCAUAGAAGAUCUGAGCAACGAGGCGCGGCAGCUGGUGGACGACCGCGUGGUGGCGCCUCACGCUCGGGAGGCGUGGCUGAAAAUAAACGACGAGCUGGUGGAAGCCCUGCAGGAGAUAAUCCUGAGGCUCACCCAGGUGAAGACGGAGGGGAGGGUGCCGCUCCGAAAGGCGCGAUACCGGGCGCUGACUCGAAUGUGCGCGGUGCAGGAUGUGGUGGAGGGGCGCACCCAACAGCAGACCCUCUCCCUGCCGCUGUCCGGGGAGACCCACGAGGCGGUGAACCUCAUCAACCAGGUGAUGGUGAAGGUGAGCGUGGCCGCAGUCAUGGUGGCUCUGCUGAUGGGGCUGAGCGGCAGGGACAGCUGCGCUCACCUGUCCCGCAUCCUGACGGAGAUGCAGGUGGAGCUGGAUGCUCUGGAUGUUUCCGGGAAUGCGGCGAUCAGAAACUACAGGAAGCAGGUGGUGGAGGAGAUAAACGGGCUGCUGAAACAUCUGGACCUGGAGGGGGAGGGAGAGGACACCCGCAGAUACGACCUGGGGCAGAACAACUCUAUCCGUGAGAUCGAGGCAGUGCGUGCUCACGUGUUCCACCUGCGAGAGGGCGUCCUGCGGCACUGCAUGAUGGGAGAUCUGAGCUUCAGGCCCAAAGCGGAGCUGCAGAGCCUCCUCACUCACCUGGACCAGGUGGACACGGCCAAGAACCCGUGCAUCCGAGAGGCCCGCCGCCGCGCCGUGGUGGAGGUCCAGGCCAUCAUCACCUUCCUGGACCUCCGCGAGGCUUUAGCGCGCCGCCAGCCGGGCACCGAGCACCCUGCGCACCGGGCCGUGUGGCUGGUGCUCGGCAGCCUCUCGGACCUCCAGGCUCAGGCGCUGGGCUUCGAUGGCAAGCGCAUGGAAAAGAGCUACAUGAUGCUGGAGGAGCUGCUGACCAAACAGCUGCUGGCGCUGGACGCCGUGGACCCGCAGGGCGACGAGACCACCAAGAUGGCGCGGAAACAGGCGGUGAAGUUCGCCCAAAACAUUCUCAACUACCUGGACAUGAAGACGGACGGGUGGGAGUAUUGAUAAAGGCGGAAACACCGGAUGGGACUUCGCUGCAGGAACGAAAGGAUCUGUGUGUAAAUAAAACAAAAAAAACGUAUCAUUCCACGGGCUGUAAAUAUUGACUCCAACCCCCAGAAUGCAUUGCAGCAGCGCUUUUCUUUCAUCUCUUUGUGGUAGUCGUGGCCGAUCCAAGAAGAACACAUUUUAUGGAACACACACUUCAGUGCUCUCUGAAGGUUUUCUUUUUAAAAAUCUCCCUGUACGUGUGUGUGAGGGUGUGUGUGCGAGUUACCGUCCGUCGUACUUGGUGUGUUUGUGUGUGUUAAAGCCUGCUGCCAAAGCUCUUGAAUAAUGCCUGUUCUCGUGGUUGUGUGUGUCCUCCAGACUGCACUUGAUAUUGAUAAAGUGUGAUAGAUUGCGUCGCAGUAGCUUCCCUGUCUGGUCUGGUUUUAAUUUAAGUUGCUGAUGGAGCAUGUGUUAAAUACAGUGACCUAAUUGUGGCUCGUUUCCUGAUGGUUGGAUGCCAAUUUUAGGCAUCAGAAGGAUAGAAAAUAGUCACAUUUUGGAGCAUUUUUUGUUAAUUUCUUGCUGCAGUUUUGUUUUGAAAUCAAGUUUGGUCUAUUCAGAAAAGCAGAAGACGUGAGCAAACUUAAACUUCAGAGAAACUGAAAUUUAUUUGGGGUAUUUUUGAGAAGCAGCAUGAAAAGGCGUAGAUGUGGAGCGGAGGUGUUUCCACACACUGGCAUCGAAGCCAGGUCAUCUGUGUUCAAACAGUUGGAAAUCGUUUGCAUUACGGUCACUCCCCACUGUGUGACCCUGUUGGUUUACCUUCUCCGUAUUUAUCACCCCAGCUGUCGUUGGCAAGCGGUCAAACGACACGCUGAGAUACAGAUAAAGCUAGCUGGAAAAAAUCUGUCAUCUUGUGUGAGAGGAUGUUGGAAAGGUUUCCCCUCGCUGCUCGUGUCGUCUGUCUGGAAAUGUUUGUUGUGACUUUGUGUGGGGCUAUAAAUGGAUCAGGUUUUUUAGAAAUUCAGAGACAGAAGAGGCAGAUUUUUUUUCUUUGCUGCUGCUGCUUUUUGUUUCUACCCACCACUGCUUUCUACUGAGUGACUGUGAGACGUCCCCCAGGGAGAGGGAGGGAAAGGAGGGAGAAAGGGUGAGGUGGUGAUCUACUCUGGAUUGACACAUCAAGGCUGAAUCUCACCCAGCGGUCGGGACGAGAGAGGUGAUGGUGAUCGCAGCCGACACAUCCUUCUAGAAACUUCUCGAGACGGUGGGAGGGGGAGAGAAAGUCCCAAAAAUCUUCGUGCCUUUAUUUUCACCCUUCCCUGUGUACCGGUAGGUUUGUGUAUAGAAAAAGCAGCCUUUGCUCAUUUUGAUAUUUAACGCUGAAGCACCGAAUGUGUUUGUGGAGAGCACCUUGGCUGUCAUCACAACAAGAAAUGUGCACUACUUGUCAGAAAGUGUGGCCCUUUUAGAUUCAGUAUUUGUUCCCCGAUGAUAAACGACUAAAAGGUGAAGUUGUUCUGGUCAAUAAUCUUCUGUAACACAGGAUGACAACGCCUCUUCUGCAGCCCGUGAGUCACGGUGUGAUUUCACACUGCAAGCAGCCACGGGCAGAUCUCUGGCUCUGAAAGCUAUUUGGCAACAUGAGCCUGAAUACAAGAUGACAAAACUAAAUAAUUAGUUCAUUUCUAUACAGCUUCCUGCUGACCUCUGAACAUGUUGUUUCUGAGAAAGUAUUUAGGAAGCCCUUUACUGCCAAUGUGAUGAAAUAUUAAAAGAUUCAGUCAUUAUAAUGAGAAACUCUUCAAAAAAAGGACUUGGUAUCACAAAAUAAUGACUUAAUAUAAAAAAAAUAAUGACUUCAUAAUUAUAUUCCAUUAAUGUAAUAUGUAUACAUCUAAAGUGGGCCAUUCUGCACGAUUGGUACUUUUACUUUUAGUACUUAAACUUGCUUAUGAAUUAAAAAAACCUCAGUAUGGACAUUUCUGAUUGCUGGCUGCUAGCAGUGUGAAACACAAAACAUCAAAUAAAUCCCUGCAAUAACUCGUAAAAUAUGAUUAAAGCAACAAAGCUUAAUGAAAUACCAGCUGCCUAGAAAGACAAUCUGUGUAUUACUGCUUUUUAUACAAAAGACCCCACAAAACCAUGUCCCAGUGAAGACCCACAGACCAGUUUUAUGUGCAUUGAGCUGCAUUUUCUGGCACAAAGCCUGCCGCUCGGCCUCCUGGGUAAUGAGCUGACUCAUACGGGAGGAAAUUCAAUUAAACAAAGUUCAUUAAACAUCAUCAGCCGGCUGCAACAGAUGCUUUCUCCGACCAAACCAACCCGGACACACCUUAAGUUCACAUGCUCUUUUUUGUAUGCAGUAUUAUAUAUAUAUAAAUAAUGUACAUUUAGUUACUGCAUUUCUGUAAAUUGUUCUUAAGCAUUCAUUUGAAGGAUUUAUCAAACGUUUUACACUGUAUAAAGGAAUUAGAUCUUUUUUUUUUGUCUAGUCCGUUCGAUGCCUUCUUUUUUCUUUUUUUUUACUCCGUGUUAGUGAUGAGUGGGCGUUCUGGCAACCAAUAUAUAUUCAGUGGUUGAAAAGUACAAAUGUAGAAAGGAUGGCCGUGAGGUAAAGCACCAUUUUAUAAAGGUUUUGCAAGAGUUUUGUGAGAAAAGGAAGCAAGAAGGCGUCAGAGAAAAUCCCAAAUAUCACCACUACUACUCCUGUUAUUUUGUUCAGUAAAUAUACAGACUGUAGUUUGAAGAUUUACAAAACAAUUGAACGUGUUAGAAAUUGGAUUUGAUAACAGUAAUAUGAUGCAUUUGUGUGGCUGUAUGCGGAAAGGACUUUCAAUUGUCAAGUGUUAUUCAUUCCGUAGGUCAUGUAAACACUUUAGUAUGAAUACGGUCUUUUUUAUUCGCAAAAAUGCAACAUCUUUUGCAUGUAAACAAAGUAAUUUAUGCAUUUUAUAUGAUGGAUCAGACUCUGAUAAACAAAUCAUUAAUAGACACAGCCAUUGACGGUUUUGGGAUUUUCUUGGGAUUGUUUGACGUUUGUUUGAAGAUGAAAAAUGUAAAAUAUUACCGGUUCAGACUCGAUAGUCCUAAAACUGCUUAUAUAAAAAAUACACAGUGUUUAACUACCUAUUUAUUUUUGGUGAAAAGAAAGUGAAAAAAUAUGUCAAUUGUUACAAAAAGUCGCAUUAAUAGGGUCAAUAAAACUGUGGGGAUUAUUAUUACAUUUAAAAAUAUCCUACAAAAGAAGUUACUUGGUCUUGACAGUCUUCUCCACCCAGACAUCUUGUAUACACACACACACGCACGAUGGGCCACUAAAAGCCGCUCGGGGUCGUGCAGACUGUCUAAACUUGGUGGCAUGAGUCCAUUAGUCGGAGAGUUUCAGAGAUUCAUCCCUGGAGGUUUUUCGAGGUGGCUUCUGACGUCAAUCCCUUUACAGGACGAUGCAUGUACGCACAGAGAACAAAGUGGGUGACUUACAGAUUUAAAUAUUUAAUUUUCCUGAUCCUGGAUUGAAUGUAGUCAUUAAGGAAUGUUUUGUUCUCUGGAUUUCAAAGUACCAAAGUUGUUUCAGAAACCUUUAAUGUUCCCGGGACAAUAUGGAGGAUUAUGGUGAUGAAGGAGAAGCUGGAGAGUUGUACGUAUCUGAAAAGCAUUUUGACAGAAUUGGUGUUUAAAGAGCAACUUAACACCACCCAAAAAUGAUGCGUGCUGUGUUUAGAGUGCAAAAAACACUUUUGAGCUUGUUAAGUUGCAUUUUGAAGAUCAGCAGCAAGUUGCACCAGUUGAUUGUAAGUUUGAGUCUAAGGUAAACACUAAAUGCUACAAAAUGUUCAUUUGCAGUAAUGUAAUCUGUCCUUUAGUGCAGGAAAGUAACUGAACAUAACUAUUCCAUACUAUGGUACUUUAUACUCCUACUACACAUAACAGAGGCAUAUUGUGAUUUCACUCCACUAAAUGUAUUUGAGCGCUAACCUAACUCAAAUAUGAUCCAUUUAAACGGAUUAAACCAACCAACAUAAAUAGUUCAAAUGAACCAACAGCAACAUUAAAGUACAGUUUGCAUAUCAAUGCGUUAAUAAUAAUGAUCCAAUAUUAUAAUAUUAGUCGACACGCAUGAAUUGUGCAUCAUUUGCAGCUGCUAUAUGACCCUGAUUCAUAAAACAUGUAUGCACUAAAGAUUUAACAACCAAAACACACCCAUACAGUCUUGCAGCUGAGUACAAUCAGCCCUUUUUUUUGCAAAAGGAGAUCGACGUAAUCAUUUGUUCAUUCUUUCAUAUAAUAACUUUAUUUUUUCAUUCCUUUUUUUCAUGUAUUUUUCCAGAAAUAACCUAUUUUUAACACAAAUGUCAUUUCAUCCUGUCACUGCAUCCCAUGAUAAAUUGAGUUUGAGCAGACACCAAUUUCUAAAUGUGCUGCCAGCUCUUUGAUGACACUAAUACUUUCACUGUAACUGUAUUUGUAUCAGAGCUGAUGUUUGUUCAUUGGAGCACUGAGGCUCAUUUGCAUAAAAAGUAGCCAAUUAUGCACCAAAUGUAUACAUGUUACAUGAUUUAAAUUGUGCUGGAGCUUGGCAGUGCAGUUGCUAAUACUUCUGUACUUUUAAUUGAUAUUCUGAAUGCAAGACCUUUACCUGUAACAGAGUAUUUCUACACUGUGAUAUUUUACUCAAGUAAAGGAUUUGAAUAUUUCUUCCACCAGUGCUGUAUACUUAUGCAACAAAUAUGAAUACUACUGCAACAUGUAUGUAUUCUCUUUCCAAGCCUCUCUUAUAUUUGUCAGGAUUCCUCACACAUCCUUUUGUUAUUGACAAAAUAGGCUAGCUGUUUCCACUCGUUUCCAGUCUUUGUGCUAAGCUAAGUUAGCCCGAUGCUAAUUUAACUUGAAAGUGAUAUCUUUGUAACUUUCAACAAAGAAAAUUAAACCGAAAAUGUUCCCCCAAAAUUUGUAAUUUAAUGAUAAUUUCAUAUUAAGCGUAUUUGUGAAAACCUGUUUUUACUAACAAUUUAUAGCGAUAAUUCUUCUUAGAUCAGACUUUUCACUUACUGGUGCAACAUCCCGCUCGAUCGUACCACACAGGUCAAAGGUCAAUUGCUUGGUUAUGGAAAUAUAUGAAAAUAUGUGACCAAUAUGAUGGGUGGAUGAUGUAGUAGAAAUCCACCAGGAGGUAGAAAAUCUUGCUUAUUAAGCUUAAGAAAAUAUUUAUUUUAUUUAAGCACACUUUUCAUGUUCCUUAGUUACUGUCUGUUAUAACUGCUCUGCCUUUCUUUCUGCAAAAUGACAGGAAUGUGUUCUGUGAUGAAAAAAAAGGGUAUAAUAUUUCAUUUAUUUUUCCAAAAUCUGUUCUCUUAAGUCGCCUUUAACUGCAUUGAUUGUGACAGGCUUUUGCUGUUUCUCCCUUUCGAGAUAUGCGCUUGUACAAAAAGCACACUGAGACUUUGUGUGAAUGCUCCCUGGAUGGUUGUGUUUGGAAUUUGUAUUCCCUCUGCAAAAUAAAGACGGCGUGUCUUGAUCAGUGUUA
Molecule: messenger RNA, 7094 nt
Organism: Trematomus bernacchii (emerald rockcod)
Lineage: Eukaryota; Metazoa; Chordata; Actinopteri; Perciformes; Nototheniidae
Gene: bag5
Product: BCL2 associated athanogene 5
Biological process (GO): negative regulation of protein ubiquitination; regulation of inclusion body assembly; protein stabilization
Cellular component (GO): cytoplasm; cytosol; membrane
Molecular function (GO): protein-folding chaperone binding; adenyl-nucleotide exchange factor activity
Source: RefSeq, a predicted model, not a curated record